UGAGACAUUGACCUUGGCCACCGCCGCCGGAGCAGCUUGGCCAAAGUGAUGAGGGUGCCGGUCCAGUCAUGCCCACUGUGGAUGACAUUCUGGAGCAGGUUGGGGAGUUUGGCUGGUUCCAGAAGCAAAUCUUCCUGACCCUAUGCCUGCUGUCAGCUGCCUUCGCCCCCCUCUAUGUGGGCAUCGUCUUCCUGGCCUUCAGCCCGGAUCACCGCUGCCUGAGCCCCGGGGUGGCCGAGCUGAGCCGGCGAUGCGGCUGGAGCCUGGCAGAGGAGCUGAACUACACGGUGCCCGGCCCGGGGGCUGCGGGCGAGGCUUCCCCUCUCCAGUGCCGCCGCUACGAGGUGGACUGGAACCAGAGCGCCCUCAGCUGCGUGGACCCGCUGGCCGGCCUGGCGGACAACAGGAGCGACCUGCCGCUGGGCCCCUGUCGCCACGGCUGGGUGUACGACACGCAGGGCUCGUCCAUCGUGACAGAGUUUAACCUGGUGUGUGAGAACUCUUGGAAGGUGGACCUCUUUCAGUCCUGCGUGAACUUGGGCUUCUUCCUGGGCUCCCUGGGUGUCGGCUACAUUGCAGACAGGUUUGGCCGCAAGUUAUGUCUCCUGGCCACCACCCUCGCCAGUGCCAUCUUGGGCGUCCUCACGGCCGUGGCGCCAGACUACCCGUCCCUGGUGCUGUUCCGCCUGCUGCAGGGGCUCGUCAGCAAGGGCAGCUGGACGUCUGGUUACAUACUGAUCACAGAAUUCAUGGGCUUGGGCCACAGGCGGACGGUGGCGAUCCUCUACCAGACGGCCUUCACGGUGGGGCUCGUGCUGCUCUCGGGAGUGGCCUACGCUGUCCAGCACUGGCGGUGGCUGCAGCUGGCCGUCUCUCUGCCCACCUUCCUCUUCCUGCUCUACUACUGGUGUGUACCCGAGUCUCCCCGCUGGCUGCUAUCGCAGAAGAGAAACACCCAAGUGCUAAAGAUAAUGGACCGUAUCGCCCGAAAGAAUGGGAAACCUCCAGUUGCUGACCUAAAGAUGCUCUCUCUCGAAGAGGAUGUCUCCGAAAAGCUGAGCCCCUCCUUCGCAGACCUGUUCCGCACCCCCCACCUGAGGAGGCACACCUUCAUUCUGAUGUACCUGUGGUUCACCAGCUCCGUGCUCUACCAGGGCCUCAUCAUGCACGUGGGCGCCACGGGCGGGAACCUCUACCUGGACUUCUUGUACUCGGCGCUGGUUGAAUUCCCGGCGGCCUUCAUCAUCCUCGUCACCAUCGACCGCUUGGGCCUCAUCCGCCCGCUGGCCCUGUCAAACCUGGUGGCGGUGGCGGCCUGCUUCGCCAUGAUUUUUAUCCCGCAUGAUCUACAGUGGCUAAGCAUCACAGUAGCUUGUGUCGGCCGAAUGGGAAUCACCAUCGUGUUCCAAAUGGUGUGCCUGGUGAACGUCGAGCUGUAUCCCACGUUUGUCAGGAACCUUGGAGUGAUGGUGUGCUCUUCCCUGUGCGAUCUGGGCGGGAUCAUCACCCCCUUUCUGGUCUUCAGGCUGAUGGAGGUCUGGCAAGGCUUGCCACUCGUUUUGUUUGCGAUAUUGGGCCUGGUUGCCGGGGGGGUUACGCUGCUUCUUCCUGAGACCAAAGGAGUCACUUUGCCAGAGACCAUCGAAGACGCCGAGAACCUUGGGAGGAGGAUCGCCAAACCCAAAGAAAACACGAUUUACCUUCAGGUCCGGACAGCAGAACGUGCAGGCACCUAAGAGAGAGGCUUCAUGGAGACCAACGAACAGAAGAAGUGCUUCGAAACCCUGAUUUCUCUGGGCUCUUGCUCACACUUAACCUGCCCCUAAACCGAUAUCCUGAAGAACACCGAAUGUGCUUCGUUUUACUUUAUUUUCUUUCUUUACAUCUCCCAAGGCCCUGGCUCUCUUUUAUCCACUUACCUUUCCUCGCAGAGACUGUUGGUAGUUACCAGUUACUUAAUUACCUAAAGUGUUUUAAAGAUCCAAUAGAGUUUAAAUAUUGCUAUGAAAGAGGCCUCUGU
This is a messenger RNA of Hyaena hyaena (striped hyena), 2020 nucleotides long. Its product is annotated as solute carrier family 22 member 1-like. Gene Ontology annotation, biological process: transmembrane transport. The coding region runs from base 69 to 1736 and encodes 555 amino acids. Lineage: Eukaryota; Metazoa; Chordata; Mammalia; Carnivora; Hyaenidae. Gene Ontology annotation, cellular component: membrane. The record is from RefSeq and is a predicted model, not a curated record. The transcript has 12 exons.